UAAAUGGAUUGGAAAUACGAAAAAUGACAUUUUCCGACAGGUUCGCUUUGUUAUCGUGCCGAUUAAUUUCAAAAGUUUUAACCAGGAGAAAUUUAUUGUGUGCCAGUGCAAGAAAACUUCUUAUGGAUAGUAAUGACGAAGCUAAAUCGACCAUGGAAAUUGUCAAUAUCCCCCCAAUCGUCACCACGUACCGGUACGCGUUGCAUACUUUCGACCAAAACUAUAAAGACGAAAUUUCGACCAACUUAUACAAGUUAAAAAGUUUGAUGGACAAUUUGAAAGCCGACGACUUGGGCUACGAUCAAAUUCUGAGCGACCCACAGACGUGGAGAAAACCAAAUAAAGCGCCUUGUACAUACAUCGAAGUUUUCCAGAACAGUUUGGUCAACAUGAGUGUAUUUAUUUUGAAACCUGGGUUCAAGAUGCCACUACACGAUCAUCCGCACAUGUACGGACUUCUGAAAGUGAUAUCAGGUGAAGUGAGAAUAAGAAGUUUUACAGAAUAUCCCUUGAAAGAGGAUGUAGAUUUUGAUGACUUCGCAGCGCACGCAAUGCACGAAGCGGCACGUCUCGCGGGCUUUCACAAUCAGAGAAGACUGUUCGCCGAAGUUACUCAAGACCAUGUAUGUAAUGCCAGUUCACAGACAUGUGUUCUAACACCAACUAAUUCAAACUACCAUGAAAUAGAGGCUUUGGAUGUUCCCGCAGCCUUUUUCGAUAUACUGUCCCCCCCUUAUGAUACACUUAUUGAGGGCAUUGGGCCAAGGAGAUGUCGGUAUUAUUAUGUGGCGAAUGAAAUUAGCUCUAAUGUAGUAGAAUUACAAGAAACAUGUGCACCAGCUUGUUUCUUUUGUGAUCAGGCACCUUAUUUAGGCCCCCUGCUGGUUUAGCUGAAUAGUUACAAUACAUAGGAAUUUUAAAAGUAUUGUCAAGAACCACAUGGUGAUGGGCCUUAAGGCAAUACACUGCAUUAUUUUUGUCCUAUUGUGUCACACAAUCGAAACCCUCUGCAUAGAAUACUGUCUAUUUGUAGUUAAAGAAUAAACUCUGUUUUCAAGUUAAGAGAACAUCUUUAUUUAAUUGAAUAUGACAAUUUCUUAAUUUAACAUUAUGUCAUUCUUUAAAACAGCCAUACAAAAACAAUGUUGGUGUUUUUAUGGCAAGAUAUCAUAGGCUACAAAUAUUCACUGUGUAGUGUUAGGGUUUGGUUUAGCUACCUAGAUAGAGAGAGGGUAAUAGGCAGAGGUUCACAUUAUAUUCUUUGACUGGUAAAGCAAGUGAUAUAUAAUUGCUUAAAAUGCACUUAACUUAGAUAAGUUAGUGUUGCAUAACAGGGUUCAAAAUUGAACCUGAAGUCCUAAUUGCUAUCAGCACUUUACUGUCUUAUUAAUAGAUGUGGCAUAAUGUCUUAUGUUGUUUUGUAGCAUUUUAACACACUGCUGAUGGCUUCUUUCAAUUUUCAAAAAACAUGGCACAGCUCUUCCAACAUUCUGACUCUUAAAUUUAAAUAUUCUUCAUUUAUGUAGGUCUAUCACAGACGCUUUUUGUUAUUUUUUUGAUAUCAAUAUCUCACAGUUAAAUAAUAUUUAGCUACGAAGUUAUAGCAAUUCACCAUAUCCAAGCUUUUUUAUUGUUUAAGCAAUCUUUAAUAUAAUUAAAGCUUUAUACUAUGAUAUAUCUUUGUUCAUAACUUGUUUGAAGUGCGUUCAAGUGUUUGAAAUAUCCCAUCGCCAUGCGUUUUAAACUUGAAGAAGUCACCAUGACAAUAAUAGAGUUCCCACUAUGCAGGUCAAAAGCCUAUGCGCAAGUUAGCAACAAAGUUAGUGUAGUUAAAACUGUUGUGGAUACCAGCAUAGUAAGAUCUACUUUACCAGCAUAGUUAUAACUGUUAUAGAUACCAAGAUAGUAAAGCUAUUUUACAAACAAUGUAAAAGCUAUUGUAGAUAUCAGCAGAGCAAGAACUAUUGGUAAAAACUUGUGCCAGCUUAGUAAGAACUAUUUUAGCUACCAGCUUAGUAUGAAUUAUACUUACCAUCAUCAAAGUAAAAACUCUUCGUAAGUUUACUUGAGUGAUCUCUGCUCUGUUAAACAACAUUAGUGCAAAUGGUUUUGUGCCUUUUAUAUAUUAAUGAGAUGAUAAGAUAAGUAUCAAUACAAAUUGUUUAGUUUUCAGACUGAAAAAUAACUUUUGUAUUUGUUAACUAUAAUAGGUACUUUAAUGCUAAUCGGAAAAUAAUAAAUUACGAUUUAUAAAAAUACUUGUAAAUUAUUUGUAAAUAUAAAUUUUUGAACCAAAAAAAUUAAAAAUAGUAAUGUAGCUACUUGACCGCGCUUAUCUAACAGCAGAAUUUAAUAAUUUAUAUAAACUUACAUACUUAUAAGAUUUUUAAUAUUUUAAAUUGAGCGCACA
This is a messenger RNA of Pararge aegeria (speckled wood butterfly), 2410 nucleotides long. RefSeq names its product 2-aminoethanethiol dioxygenase. Bases 24 to 890 code for a protein of 288 amino acids. Gene Ontology annotation, cellular component: mitochondrion. The transcript has a single exon. The record is from RefSeq and is a predicted model, not a curated record. NCBI's taxonomy places the organism in Eukaryota, Metazoa, Arthropoda, Insecta, Lepidoptera, Nymphalidae. Gene Ontology annotation, molecular function: oxidoreductase activity, acting on single donors with incorporation of molecular oxygen, incorporation of two atoms of oxygen.